Molecule: messenger RNA, 5796 nt
Organism: Conger conger (European conger)
Lineage: Eukaryota; Metazoa; Chordata; Actinopteri; Anguilliformes; Congridae
Product: proline-rich transmembrane protein 3
Exons: 5
Coding region: 430-3501 (1023 amino acids)
Source: RefSeq, a predicted model, not a curated record
ACGAGAGGUAGUAGCUAAAAUAUUAUAGUAUUAUGGCAGUGACAGAACAAUCUCAUCACGCAUCCGUUUUCCAGAGGCAGCGAAGCAGGUGAAUUGAGGAAGCUAAACGCACGGAUUAAAACGAAUGCUUAAAGGUGUGACGGAAGCAGCGUAUCAUUGCCUGUCGACGAGGAACGAUACAAAGCUAAGGAGAGAACAAACGAGCACACGUCCUCCUCUCAAGAACUUGAUCUUGCUGAUGCUCCUUGUCACGCCACGGCUCACACAGACCGGAGUCACACAGACGAGAGUCACGGCUGAACAGGCGGAUGUGCGGGCAGCCCAUUGAACAGCUAGAGCUCCAGGGUCUAGUUUGAGGAGAAUGGUAGAGAUCAGAAGGGGGGAGUGCUAAAGAGUGUCAGACGCUGCGUUGUUCGGCCGACAACAGUGAUGGCGCAGCUCCUCCUGCUCUCUCUCCUGGUUGUCUCCAUCCAGCAAUCAUCUGGCCAGGUGGUAGUGAGCUCCUCCUCAAAUGAACCCGGCCCUGUCCCUCUGCCAGCCUCACCCGCAGAUGCACUGUCCCCUGCUGAAGUGAGCCCUGCUACACAUUCUCCACUCGACGGGAAAGAUGGUGAAGGAUUGCCUGGAGUUGAUGGCAGUGUAGGCCACAGAGCAGGGGAUGAGGCUUUUGGGGAUGAAGAGAUCUCAGAUGUGGAGGUCCCGGCAGCUCUCCCUAAGAAGGAGACACAGGUACAGGGGAAUUCCAGCAUCACUGACCUUAAGGACACCGAGGAAACAUCUCAGGAUUCAGAUGUUUCCUCCUCUCCAGCCGACCCAAAGAACAUACCCAUCAGCACCACAAUCCCCUCCCUGCUACACCCUGCCAGCUCGGUCAGUGGAAUGGGCCAAACUCAAAUUCCCUCUGCCAGCACUGUAGGGUUGCCUGUGACUGUAGACCAAAAGCGGAGCAAUGCUACACAGGAAGCUACUCCGCUCCCAUCAGCCAAUACCAGCUCAGACCACACCCGCUUUCCUAACUCCACAGUAAGGGAGGAGGUGGUGACCUCAGGCCAGGCUGGGUGGAGACCAGACAGAAAGGCAGAAGAAGAAUAUCAGCAGUUGGCUGGGUCCAAGAAUUCAACCAUCACCCUGACAACACCUGGGGAAGGACGGGCCUAUGUACAGCCACAGGGCCAGACCACAUCUGACGCUGACUCUGCCAUCGCAACCAAAGCACCUACAAGCCCAGCACCAACCCGGGUUCCUCAGCCCCUUCCUUCCACCCCCUCACCAGGCACACGGUCUCCUGGCCUCCAGAGUACCACGAACAUGGUGCCAACAAAUUCCACAAUCACGCAGCCCAUUGUCAGCAUACACAGGGCUGGAAAAGAUGAAAUGUCAGUGCACAGCACACCCAAGCUCCAGCAAGCAGGAGGUCCUACCACAACCGUGACACCAGUGACACCCUUGAGGACCACACUAAACACAACCCGCCUACAGGCAAAGACAGAGCAAACCAGCAGCCCUGCUCUGAAGAUAGGAGAGCGCCUUGAAGAGGAGUCUGUUCAGAGGAACACGUCGGGCCCAUUAGGACACCCCUCAUCCUUCGGCCCUGCGUCCACCCCGGCCCCUAGCCCCCGGGAGCCCUGCGUCUCUGGACUGGGCCCCUGCGUGGCCUGGGCGGGCCCUAACGGCACGGCUCUGCUGUGGGGGGACCUGCACCACACGCUGUCCUUCGCCUGGGAGCUGCACGUGUACGGCACGGCUGGGCUCUUCCUGCUGCUGGCGGCCGGGGCCCUGCUGGGGCUGCUGCUGUCCCCGGGGCUGCGCUGCCCCCAUCGCGGCUGUCUGGCCCUGGCCAACGGCCUGCUGCUGCUGGUGGGGGCGCUGCGGGCCGCCCACUUCUUCAUCGACCCCUACGGCUCCAGAGAGGUGCUGCCCCACCCCGGAGUGGCUGCCCUGUACAACCCCCCGCUGGCCAUGCUGGUCUGGGCGCAGGCCGCCCUGGCGCUGCUCUCUCUGCGCGGGGCCGGCCUGGUGCUGCUGCCCCCCGGGCUGCAGCGGCUCCCCCUGGUGGCCGUGCUGGCCGUGCUGCACUGCACGGUGCUGCUGGGGGCCGACCUCAUGUCCCCGGCGCUGUCCCCCGCCGUGCUGGUGGUGCUACAGACGCUCUCCCUCUCCUGGGGCCUGGGCUUGUGCCUGGGCUUCUUCUUCUACGCCUUCCCACACCUGCGCCGCCCCCCACCCCCUCCCGCUGCGGAGGAGCCCGUGUCCAGGGUCGAGGGCUGGCAGGAGGGUCAGCGGACGGGGCGGGUGCUGGGCCGCGUGCUGGCAGUAUGCGCGUGUUUGGGGGCCCUGUGCUGCGGGCUGCAUGUCCACGCCACCCUCUGGCUGUACGGCCUGCUGGGGGACUGGCGCCGCUUCAGCUGGGCCUGGUGGCUGGUGCACUUCUGGGCCCGGCUCUUGGAGCUGGCCUGGGCCUUCUCUCUGCUGCUGCUGGCCUCCUGGGUGUUCUGGAGGCCCAGGGGCCGCAGGGGGGACCCGGGCCUGGUGGAGGGGAGGAUCGGGGCGGACCUGCCUUCUUCCUCCUCAUCCUCUGCCUCCAUGCAGAGACACACCUGCUGGGCCAAGAUUGUGCAGAGCCUCCGGGGGCGCCCGUGCCGGAAGUCGGAAAGCAACGGCGUGGGAGGAGGCGGCUCGGGGGAGCUGCCCAACAACUGGGCCGGCCAGGAGCGCCCGGGGGCCGAUAUCAGCAAGAGCCUGAUCCGAAACCGCGAGCCGCCCGCUCCGUCGCGCAGCGUGAAGGACAGCAACCGCGCGCGCAACCAGAAGGCCGGGGCCAGCAGCGGCUCUGCGGGCUCCCUGCUCAGGCUGCACUCCCUGGGCCAGCCCCCGCAGCGCUCCCUCAGCUCCAGCCUGGACCGGGCCAAGGAGUGGGCCCUGGAGAAGGAGUCCGUGCUGUCCCUCAACGACUUCGACCUGCGGCCCCCCUCGCCCAUCGACCUGAGCCGCAGCAUCGACGAGGCCCUGCACAGAGAACAUUUGCUGCGUGGGGGCAGCCUUUUCAGGCCCCUGGCCCUGCCUUCCCCCCCCUCCCCAGGGCCGCGCCACCUCCCCCUGUCCUCCUGGCCCCGACGCAGCAGUGACCCCCACAUCAACCUGUCAGACAGCUCCAGCAACCUGUCUCCAAGGCACACGGGCAGGACAGAAUUAGCUGCUCCAUUAGGGGGCAGCGUGGCUAGCAGACAAGUCACUGCACCUGCCACACCCACUGACUUGAGCGGCAGGCUGGCUGCUGACAGCAGCAGCAGUGUUCCCUCCUCCGUUUCCUGCCCCACCUCUUUCCGCCCCUCCAGGACCCCUGUGCCCCUUCUCAUCACUGCCGGGGAAGACACCGAGCCUUUUAUGGCGGCGGAAGCACCAGUUCCAGAUGUGGAAAAGGGAGCUGGAAGCAGCAGCUUUCUGGAGGUUAGCCGUCAGGAGGACUCCACCAGCGUGAGCAGUGACAUCAUUGACCUUUGAACCCUCAGACUUGAUUUCAUUACGUUCCAGUCCAAAUUUGCCAGUCAGGGCAGAAAACAAUGAAAACAAAAAUACAUACAAUAUUGAAGAUCUAAUAAAUCAAAUAUCUAAGUCAAAUUAAGGCGCAUACAUGAAACAGGUUAAAAUAUCUAUGGGGCUAAUUUAUCACCCUUUGAACCUGACAUCCAGCUGCAUUCUGGCUGUAUGAACAGUGAUCAGUAGCCACAGACAGCUCACUAUUGGUCACAGGCUGUGUCUGAGUCCCAUGCCAUAGCUUCACCAUAUCACUGUCACUUAAGGGGUCACAGAUCUCAUAGACUGAAUUCAGACUCUUAAAACUCCACAAGCUACAGGAUUCCUCUAAAUAGUCAGGAAUUGGCUACAAAUAGAUUCCCUGUGCUUAAGCCAAAAGGACAUUAAUGUAUAUUUGUGGCCCGUUGAUGGAGCUAAGACCAUUCUGUAAUGUCACUUCUGAAGCCUGCAUUAUGUACAUUUUGAAUGAGCCUGCAAUGCACUCUGAACCUGAGUAUGUGAUGCUGUGUUCCUGUACUCAGCUUCUGUGGUCCUGUACAGAUCUGGCCAACACUAUGCAUAGCACUGGACAUUUUUUGCCAGCUUUACCAUGUAUGGUGCAUUCACCCACUUUAUUGUAUGCCAAACUCGGUGGAAGUGGAUAAUUUAUUUUAUUCCAUCUCAUUCCACCCUGAAACUUUUCCAAGUUUCUAAGAAAGCAGAGAAUGACAUACCACUAGAUGAAAGACAUACCACACACACACACACACACACACUCACACACUAAAGUGUAUGUGCCAUAUGUGAUGUCACUUUUGUUGGCAGUUAAGCUGUGUUAUUUUUUUUAGAUGAAAAGUGGUUGUGGUGCCAUUAUAAUUUAUGCUGGGAAUUCACAGCUGAACAUUUUUGGUACUCAAGUACUCUGGGGUCUCAAGAUUCCCCUUCAAAACACUAGGACUGCAUUGCCUUUUAGUGGCAAUACAACUGUCCCACUUAGGCAUCUGAAACAAUAGGAGGGAAAGCACACUGACCAGAGUAACACUCAGCAAGUGAAACUAUAAAACUCUCCUGUAAGUAAACCUAGAAAGAAGUGGAAACGAGUGGACCCAUUCAAAACUAGAAGCUGUGAAACAAGACAUUUGUGAAACAUUUGUGAAGCAUUCACCUUACCACAGUCUAUUCAACUUCCACCAGCUAAUGAGAAAAAUGUAUUAACUUAUUGAGGUAUACAAAGAAAAUCAAUACGGAGCAAAAUCAGCUAUAUGUCAAUACUGUAGAUUGCAGAGUAACUUCUUGUGCUGCUAAACAGUUGAAGGACUCUAUAAAACAAUUUUGAUUCUGACAAUUAUAAUCGCAUAUUAUAUAAUGUAUUGCCAAUUAAGAAGAGCAUAGGUAUUAUACUUUAUAAUGCACUACAGCCUAAAUGUUUUUAAUAGUGAAAAAAGGCAAUAAAAUGUAAGAUUAUGUAAAAAGUUUAUUUUUUACAAACUUGUAAGUAUCGAUAUGCUCUAAAAAGUACAAAACAAGUUCUGUGAAUGACAAUCUAGAGCCACUACUGCUCUCGUCCUUUCAUGUUUUAAUGGUUUUUUGUGGGAGGAGUCAGAAAAUAUUGAAGGAAAACCCGUGAUCCAUGUCUUUCAAGCAAGAUCCUGCACCUACGACUGUAAGUGAAGUGAGGAUGAUACCAGGGAAACGGGCACUUGUACAUAUUUAUCCCGGUGUAAUCAGACAUUGUCAUUGUUUGCAUUUUGUCAGACAGGCCUGCGUGUAUUAGCACAUACAAGCCACAGCCGCCCUGCUGGACCUGACUGAAAGACUCUUUUUCCCAUAGUGACUAGGUGCUCCACUAUUCCUCUUGUGAUGGAACUUGUGUGACCCUGUGGUGUGAAGUGUCAGGAUCUAUAGUGCUGUGUGAACAUGAGCCAUGGAAGUCUAUUACUGGUGAAUUUGGUUCAGUGAGUCAUUGCUGUUGUUCUGUUACCGUGGCAGCAGGGGUCGGUCUUCCAUCAGUAAUCAUAGCUAUGAAGAUUGGGACCACGCCGUUCCUUCUGUCCAGACGUGCAGUGUUGUGACGCAUCUUCUUCAUUACUCUGUGAACAUACUCUUAUUCCAUACUCCAGCGCCGUCAGAUCUUCAUUUUUUUUCUCUCCAGCUGUAUUUCUGUGCAUAUCUGAUUUCAAAUAAAUUUGUGGAAUCUGAUACUUCUGAGUGCAUUUGCAAAUCAGUGUAAGUGCAAAUGCUUACGAACGUGUAAAUAAAGUACAUUAUAAAGCUCGUUCACAA